UCAGGUCAGAUCGGGUAAUGGUCGGGUAGGGUCGGGUUUUUCCUUUUACUCAACCUGACCCGAAGUUUAUGAAAUAGCGAAGUUUCAGAACAGCGAUCUUCAAUACGUAUGGAUACUUAACAGCGAACUUGGUUCAAGUAUUACUUUGAAACAGCGAAGUUCAGUAUCUUUGCAGGAAACCUUCAAAACAAUGAUCUUCUGAGUUGAAUCUGUCGGGUAACUGGGAUUGAUACUUAAUCUUCUUGUCCGACCUUCUUUGUGUUUUGCUAUGCCAAGAAUCACAGUGAAAAAAAUCUAUGUUCUUGGAUCUUAUCUGGUUUAUCCCUCUGAAAAGUCUGCGCGUCGGCGUUUGAAAUCGUUAAAUUUCACCAGCAAUGCACUUGCCAAUCACGAAAAGUACAAUACCGAUUCAUCAGAAAACAUCAACUUAAUCGUUUCAAAGGUUAAAGCUGGACGAACCUACGAUGAAGUUUUUCACUCUCUAUUACAAGAUCAAGCUUGUAACACGAUACCCAUAUCUCAUAAUCUCGUUUCUCAGUUACUGUAUCGAUUCAAAGAUGAUUGGAAGUCUGCAUUAGGCGUGUUUAAAUGGGCGGAAUCACACGAAACAUACACACCGUCAUCAGACUCGUACGAAACAAUGCUCGACAUAUUAGGAAAAACAAAACAAAUGGAAAAGAUGAUGUCACUACUCGAGCAGAUGAAUCAACGUCAUCUUGUUACAAUCGGCAGUAUAGCAAAAGUCAUGAGAAGACUUUGCGGGGCCGGAAAAUGGGAAGAUGCGGUAAUAAUAUUCGAUGAUUUGCAUAAAUUCGGAUUGGAAAAGAACACUGAAUCGAUGAAUCUUUUACUCGACACGCUCUGCAAAGAAAGUAAAGUCGAGCAGGCGCGUAAAAUUUUCUUGGAAUUAAAAUCAUGCAUCGCGCCUUCCGCUUAUACGUUUAACAUAUUUGUACACGGUUGGUGUAAAGUUAAUCGGGUCAACGAAGCACAUUGGACUAUCCAAGAAAUGAAAGGGUACGGGUAUAACCCGUCGGUUAUAUCGUAUUCCACCAUCAUCGAAUCAUAUUGUCGCAAUUCCAACUUCAACAAAGCAUAUGAACUGCUCGACGAAAUGCAAGCGCAAAACUGUCCUCCUAACGUUGUAACGUUCACCACCAUCAUGUGUUAUUUGAAGAAAAACGAGGAAUAUUAUGAAGCGUUACAGAUACCCGAGAAAAUGAAGUUUUACGGAUGCAAGCCCGAUACGCUUUUCUACAACGCGUUGAUUCAUACAUUAGCGAAAGCGGGCCGUGUUCAAGAAGCUGUGAAUGUAUUUGAGGUUGAAAUGCCGAGUUCCGGUAUUUUUCCGGACACGUCUACGUUUAAUUCGAUGAUUACAAUGUUUUGUCAUCAUGGUUUGGAUCAAGAUGCGAUAAAUGUUCUAAAAAGGAUGGAAAGUUCACAACUUUGUAGACCCGAUAUCCAGUCGUUUAUUCCCUUACUCAAGAUGUGUUUUAGAAAGGGAAAAACCGAUGUGUUAUUGGGUAAUCUGUUGGAUGAAAUGGUCAAUAAGCAUCAUAUUAGCUUUGAUUUGGAUACAUACACUCUUUUGAUCCACGGGUUAUGUCGGGUUAAUAAAUGUGACUGGGCGUAUGGUAUCUUUAAGGAGAUGAUCGAUAAAGAUAUUGCACCGAGAUAUUAUACGUGUGCUUUGCUUGUUGAUGAACUUAAGCAGAAGUAUAAUUAUGUUGCUGCUGAUCAUAUUGAAGGUUAUAUGAAGCAGAUGAAGUCAUCUUGAUCAUUGAACAUUUUAUGCAUUUCCAGUGACCCUAUAAUGGUAAGUCUGUAAUGGUGUUACUGUAAUGUUCUUGUAUAUUUGUUAUUAUUUAAGGAGUUCAAUGUCUGUUUCGACCGGUUUUGGCAAAAAUUCUGGGCCGAACCACUAACUACAGUAUUGGGGAACGACAAACCAAACCGGCCAAGUUGGGUGGGUCAGCCAGACCGUCUGAUUUUACUAGUUUACUAGUUUGGCGGUUUAAUGCUUCGGUUGUGACGUUUUAGCAGUUUGAAUCAUUUUUCAUUUUCCAAAACAUUAGUUUGUAUUAAAAUCAUUAAAAUGAUAUAGAUGGUUCAUAUGAUUAUAAGUGGCGGAUCUAGAAGAAAAGUUGAGGGGUAGAGAAGGCUUGUAUUUGUAACACCCCGGAAACGGGUUUGGUAAUCAUACCCCGUUAAUACUAAAAGACGGGUAAAAUACUGUUAGUGGUAAAAAGAAAAAAAAAAUUAGUUAACCCGGUGAAUAUUAGGAUUUGAAUAAAUAAUCUUGUAUUAAUCAAAAAGAGGAAUAAAUGCUCUGAGGAAACACGGUUUAUUAGGAAUCCCAGUUAACGGGACUUAAAAAUAAAACGGGUUAUGAUUCCCCACACCCACCAAGUUAACUAGGAAUAGUUAACCUAGUUAGUAAUGGGUAAUUAAAUGAAAAGCUAUGAGAUAUAGCUUCUUUUGUAAUAAAUGAAACAAGAGGGACUAAAAGAGGCAAAAAGGGAAAAUGUUUUAAUUAAAUAAAAUACUAACACCAAAACACACACUCUAAGUGUGUGUUCUGGUCGAGAUUUCCAGAAGAGCCAGGGAGCUCUCAUCUUCAAACCCCAACUUGCUCAAAUCCAUCAAUUGAAAGGCCAAAUCAGUUCCAAAUCGAAAUCCAAGCUUAUAUUAGUGAUCACCUAAGUAAAGGGAUCACGAGAUGGAGGCUUGGGAGUGAAGUGGGUCAAACGCAGCAAGUACGAAAAGGAAAGCGUGAUUUGGAUGCGAGGUAAUGUCAAGGGUUCCCGGAUGAAGAUUAAGCUCAACGAAGAACCGAACACGAUCAAGAUACAAGCUUCCGCACUGCGUUUCUUUCAAAUUUUUAAACGACGAACUCAAUUUCAUUAUGUUGUAUUAUUUUUAAAAUUGUAAAAGUUUUUAAUAAGCCCGUAUCUUUAUAUGAAUGUGUAUUCGUAAAUACA
Molecule: messenger RNA, 2984 nt
Organism: Helianthus annuus (common sunflower)
Lineage: Eukaryota; Viridiplantae; Streptophyta; Magnoliopsida; Asterales; Asteraceae
Product: pentatricopeptide repeat-containing protein At3g04130, mitochondrial-like
Exons: 4
Coding region: 269-1780 (503 amino acids)
Molecular function (GO): protein binding
Source: RefSeq, a predicted model, not a curated record